Messenger RNA from Exophiala viscosa, 765 nucleotides. Its product is annotated as 60S ribosomal protein L2. Gene Ontology annotation, cellular component: ribosome; cytosolic large ribosomal subunit. Bases 1 to 765 code for a protein of 254 amino acids. Gene Ontology annotation, biological process: cytoplasmic translation. The record is from RefSeq and is a predicted model, not a curated record. Gene Ontology annotation, molecular function: structural constituent of ribosome; RNA binding. The transcript is spliced from 3 exons. Lineage: Eukaryota; Fungi; Ascomycota; Eurotiomycetes; Chaetothyriales; Herpotrichiellaceae.
AUGGGUCGAGUUAUCCGCAACCAGCGUAAAGGUCGCGGAUCGAUCUUCACCUCGCACACGAGACUGCGCAAGGGCGUUGCUCAGUUCCGAACUCUCGAUUUCGCCGAACGACACGGAUACAUUCGAGGUAUCGUGAAGGAAAUCAUCCAUGAUCCAGGUCGUGGUGCACCGCUCGCUCGCGUAGCUUUCAGAGAUCCGUACUCUCCCAAAACCCGAACCGAAACAUUCAUCGCAAACGAAGGUCUUUUCACCGGACAAUUCAUCUACGCUGGCAAAAAUGCCGCCCUGAACAUCGGCAACGUUCUUCCUCUCGGCCAAGUCCCCGAGGGUACUGUUGUCUCAAACGUGGAGGAGAAGACUGGUGACCGAGGCGCUUUGGGACGAACUUCUGGAAACUAUGUCACCGUUAUUGGACACAACCCUGACGAGGGUAAGACGCGAGUCAAGCUCCCAAGUGGUGCGAAGAAGGUUGUUCUCAGCUCAGCCCGAGGUAUGAUUGGUAUCGUUGCAGGAGGUGGACGAACAGACAAGCCGAUGCUUAAGGCAUCCCGCGCAAAGCAUAAGUUCGCCGUCAAGCGCAACUCGUGGCCCAAGACUCGUGGUGUUGCUAUGAACCCUGUCGACCAUCCUCACGGUGGUGGUAACCAUCAACAUAUCGGAAAGGCUUCCACCAUCUCCAGAUACGCUACCCAAGGUCAAAAGGCCGGUCUUAUUGCUGCCCGAAGAACUGGUCUGCUCCGUGGUACCCAGAAGACAAAGGAUUAA